Molecule: messenger RNA, 4337 nt
Organism: Musca domestica (house fly)
Lineage: Eukaryota; Metazoa; Arthropoda; Insecta; Diptera; Muscidae
Gene: Pkc98E
Product: protein kinase C
Exons: 13
Coding region: 1257-3473 (738 amino acids)
Biological process (GO): protein phosphorylation
Molecular function (GO): ATP binding; diacylglycerol-dependent serine/threonine kinase activity
Source: RefSeq, a predicted model, not a curated record
GUGUGUGUGUAAAAGAAAAUUUUUCGGAUGAAAUUUUCCUCGCUAGAAGAAAAGUUACUUCAAUAUAUAAUAAAAAAAUAUAUAACCAAUAUAAGAAAAUAGAACAAAAAAAGAAUAACAAUAAAUCGACAAAAUAGCAGCCAAUUAAAAACAAAACAAACAUAAUUCUAAUGCGAAAUUUAAAACAACCAAAUAACAAAGAAUUCAAAAAAUCCAAGUGAAACCGAAAAGAAGUUAACAAAAGAAACAAUAAAAACACCUGCAAAAAAAAAAAAAUAACUGUGAAAAUUCAAGUGCAAAAGUAAAGAAAAACGAAUACAAAAAAUCUCCCUCCAUUCUCUCUCUUUGCAACAUCCACAGUUACGUCUCUCGUAACGGACACGGCGACCCUCGUAUGUAAACACAUUUCCAAAAACAGAACAUUUGCAUCGGCGACGUCAGUGACAGACAGCCAGCGUCAUUGUACAAAGCUUACAGCAACAAUAAUAAUUGCCACACAACAAAACUAGCAGCAGCGACAGAAGCUGCAGCAUCAUCAUCGGCAGCCAGUCGGCUACUUAAUUGUGUCAGUGUCUUGUUUUGUUGUUGGUGUGUCAUUGUUACUUUACAAAAACACACGGCGGAAUAAUAGAAAAAAUAUUCUCCUAUUUUGUGAAUACAGCUUGGUGGUGUUAGUGUUCGAUUGAAUAUCCUUCGUUCUAUCUUCGCCAACAAUUCGUUGUCCUCGUAAUCGUCCUCGACAGUUACAGUGCAGUGGUCGCCGUCGUCGUCGUCAUCGUAGUCGUUAACGCCGUUGCAGCAACAACUUUGUAACAGAGUCUUAACUACAACAACUACUUCUGCUUCUUGCUUUUUGUUCUAUUUUAUUAAGAAUUCUCGCGCAUACAUUUUCACCUUGCAUCCGUAUCCGUUUUCUUUCUUUAUCGUGUUUCCGUUUGAGUAACCUCUCAACAAAUUUCUACGUGCAAUCAACAAAAACAACAACACAAACGUAUUACAAAAACAAAGAGAAAAAAAAACAGAGCAAAAAAAUAAAAGUAAACAAAACGAACGAAAAUAAAACGACAAAAGCAAAAUCAACACCAACACUCAACGACAACAACAAAAAAACAGCAAAAGAACUUUAAAUAAAAAACAAAUACAUUAUUAAUUUAGAAAAGCAAGGAAAACACGCAAAACAAUAGUCACAGCAGCAACAACAACAACAAAGAAAGCAAAAAAACAACAAAAACAAAAAACAGCUUCCACACACGACGAUGUUUACGGGUAAACUACAAAUAAAAGUCUGCGAGGCGAGCGGUUUACGCCCAACAGAUUUUCAAAAACGACACAAUUUAACCUUCGGCAAAUUAGCCGACGAACAAUUAAUUGAUCCUUAUGUUUCGAUCGACGUCGAUGAUUCGCAUUUUGAUCGCUCAACAACACGUCCAAAAACAUUCGAUCCCGUUUGGAACGAACAGUUCGUGCACGAUGUAACGAAUGCAAAAAACAUAAACUUAACAGUAUUUCACGAUGCAGCACUCCCACCGGAUGACUUUGUGGCAAAUUGUAUAAUACCUCUGGAGGAUAUUAUGCAACAUGAAAGCGGCGUACCGGAUCUAUGGGUGAAUUUAGAACCUCAAGGAAAAAUCCAUGUUAUUAUAGAACUUAAAAAUAAAAAUGAUCAAACCAAAGAUGUUGCGGUUGUUGAACAUGCCGUAUGUGGCGCUGGCGCCAACAAAGAAUUCAAAGAACGAGCUGGGUUUAAUCGUCGUCGUGGCGCUAUGCGACGACGUGUACAUCAGGUUAAUGGUCACAAAUUUAUGGCAACAUUUUUGCGUCAACCAACAUUCUGUUCACAUUGCCGGGAAUUUAUUUGGGGAAUUGGUAAACAAGGAUAUCAGUGUCAAGUCUGCACUUGUGUUGUACAUAAGAGAUGUCAUCGUUCCGUGGUUACAAAAUGUCCUGGCAUGCGGGAAGAGCAAAACAAUUUGGAACCUGGACCAGCUGGACAACGUUUCAACGUGAAUGUACCGCAUCGUUUUUUCGUACACACCUACAAACGUUUUACAUUUUGUGAUCAUUGUGGUUCACUGUUGUACGGCCUGUUCAAGCAGGGCCUACAGUGUCAAGUGUGCGACAUGAAUGUGCACAAACGUUGCCAAAAGAAUGUUGCAAAUACAUGUGGUAUUAAUACAAAACAAAUGGCCGAAAUCCUAAGCUCACUGGGUAUAUCACCUGAUAAGCAGGCCCAGCCUAGACGAUCAAAGUAUUUAAGUCAGCCCGGUGGCGAGGAUAAUUUCGGUGCCAGCAUCCAUGGUGACAGCGAUUGCAUUUCAACUACCACCCGUAGUUCGACAAUGUCACAUCAGACCACAUCGUCUGGCAGUUCGGGUGCCACAAAUGUCAGUAGCGGCAGCAGUACCGGUGAAAUGGGCAUGACCAGCUCGAAUCGCUGCUAUGACUCACGUCCAGGCAAAACAUGUUUGCAAGAUUUCAAUUUCAUCAAAGUCCUGGGCAAGGGUUCGUUUGGUAAGGUGAUGUUGGCCGAAAAGAAGGGUACGGAUGAAAUCUAUGCCAUUAAGGUGUUGAAAAAGGACGCCAUCAUACAGGACGAUGAUGUCGAUUGCACCAUGACGGAGAAACGUAUCUUGGCGUUGGCGGCUAAUCAUCCAUUUUUAACAGCUCUACAUUCCUGUUUUCAGACUCCGGAUCGUUUAUUUUUUGUUAUGGAGUACGUUAACGGUGGAGAUUUAAUGUUUCAAAUUCAAAAAGCACGACGUUUUGAAGCAGCACGAGCUGCCUUUUAUGCUGCCGAGGUUACAUUGGCCUUACAAUUUCUACAUUCUAAUGGUGUUAUCUAUCGUGAUCUAAAAUUAGAUAAUAUUUUACUAGACCAAGAGGGUCACUGCAAGCUGGCCGAUUUUGGCAUGUGCAAGGAGGGUAUUAUGAAUGGCGUUUUGACAACCACUUUUUGCGGUACUCCCGACUAUAUUGCACCAGAAAUACUCAAAGAACAAGAAUAUGGCGCCUCGGUUGAUUGGUGGGCCCUCGGUGUUCUUAUGUAUGAAAUGAUGGCUGGUCAGCCACCAUUUGAAGCCGAUAACGAAGAUGAACUAUUCGAAUCGAUUAUGCACGAUGAUGUAUUAUAUCCGGUUUGGUUAUCACGAGAAGCUGUGUCCAUUUUAAAAGGUUUUCUAACAAAAAAUCCUGCACAACGUUUAGGCUGUUCGGGCGAUGAAAAUGAAAUACGUCGUCAUCCAUUCUUCAGUCGAUUAGAUUGGGAAGAAUUGGAGAAACGUAAUAUAAAGCCACCAUUCCGGCCGAAAAUGAAAAAUCCACGAGAUGCCAAUAAUUUUGAUACAGAAUUCACCAAAGAGGAGCCAGUCCUAACGCCCAUACCAAACGAUGUUAUACGGUGUAUAAAUCAAGAUGAAUUUGCUGGCUUUUCAUUUGUUAAUCCUAAAUUUGGACCAGAACGUAAAGUAUAUUAAAAGAAGAUACAAGAAAUGGAAGAAGAAAAGAAACGGAGAAAGGCUAAUUCUUGGCUAUUGCAAUUUGAAAAUACAGAAAACCGCAACAAGACGGUAACUAACAAAGAAACAAACAAACAAAAACACAAAAGUUGACUAUGCGCAGAAAGUAGAUUUUAUUGCAACAAAAGAAAAACAAAAUAAAAACAACUUUCAAAACUAUGAACAAACAAAAAGGAAACUACAAAGAAACAAAAAAAGAAAACUAAAACUAAAAAAAUAACUACAAUUGAUUUUAAACGUUUGGCAAACACACAAAAGUAGAAAAUAAUUUUCAUUUUGGUGACAUUUUGGCGAACAUCUCUUUUCAAAUGCUGUUCGAUUUUCCUUUCUCUUAGAUACACAUAUUUAUUUAUUCUUCAUUUUCUCUUUUUAUUUAUGUUCGAUUGAAAAUCUGUGGUAACUUGUGCCGCAGUACUACAAAAUAUAUAUAUAAAUUAAUUAUAUAUGUAUGUAGUUGUAUGUUUUCUGCAUUAAGCUAAACAAAAAGAAAUUAACAAAUCUUCAACACAUUGAGAUAUUUUAAUAACUUUUAACCCCCCAUCAAAAAAAGAAACAUGAAACAAAACAAAAAACCAAAAACACAAAAAAUGAUUCUUCUUAUUAUUUGAAUAACAAAAACAAUGUAUUGAUAUAGUAACUAUAUUUUCCUUUCUUUCUUUCCUUACUCCCAAUUGAUGAAUCUUAAAUGAAUGAAAUUGAAUUUAUUUUGUCUUAUGUUUUAAAACUAAACAAAACCACAACAACAACUAUUCUAGGUAUAGAAUGUUAGGGAUUUAAUUAGAGUCUAUAAAUGAAAAAAAAAAAAAAAACAAAACAAAGAAA